Messenger RNA from Aspergillus tanneri, 1374 nucleotides. RefSeq lists its product as uncharacterized. The coding region runs from base 1 to 1374 and encodes 457 amino acids. Gene Ontology annotation, cellular component: membrane. Gene Ontology annotation, molecular function: sucrose:proton symporter activity. NCBI's taxonomy places the organism in Eukaryota, Fungi, Ascomycota, Eurotiomycetes, Eurotiales, Aspergillaceae. The transcript is spliced from 4 exons. The record is from RefSeq and is a predicted model, not a curated record.
AUGUUCGUCCUGACCGGCAUUGCUAGUCUUCAGGUCAUAUGGGCUGUCUACUUUGCCCAUGGAACAGCCCAUCUCCUCAGCCUUGGCUUCAGCAAGUCUUCCAGUGCCCUGACUCUGAUGGCUGGGCCAUUGUGCGGUGUUGUCGUUCAGCCGUAUAUAGGAGGGCUUAGUGACACAUAUCGCUGCUCUUGGGGACGACGUCGUCCAUUCAUCUUUUUUGGUGUCGUCGGGGUUUCUCUGUCAAUCAAUCUCUUUGCAAGCUUAGUGGACGCCCACAUAUACUUGGAGGGGUGGUUCCAACUGGAACCUACAAGCUCCCGAUGGAUAGUCAAGCUCCUUGCGGUACUCUUGGUAUAUACCUUAAAUAUCUCUGUUCAGCCGGUACAGAACGGCCUGAGGGCUCUAGUGGUGGAGACUCACUCUGCCCAUGAGCAGAUUCAAGUCAAUGUCUGGACCAGCUAUAUGAUUGCUGGUGGUAAUAUUAUUGGGUAUUGUAUGGGCACUGGCCCAGCCAUAAGCCUCCUUUCAUGGUUAGCCAUGACUGAAUUCCAAAUGUUAUGUAUUUUGGCGUCUAUUUUGCUCACAUUGACAACGGUGGUGACAUGCCUGUUCACCACUGAAUACAACACACUUCUUACCAUCGAGCCAUGCCCCACCGAACACGCUUUAAGCCCACUGAAACACGUAUUCCAGGAGGUUCAGAGGCUGCCGUAUCUGAUUAGCAAAGUAUGCCGUGUGCAGGUUCUAGCAUGGCUUGCCUGGUUUACAUUUCUUUAUUACCAGACACUAUAUGUUAAUGAGCUUUACACCGGAGGUACAGUAAACACUGACUCAGGCAUUAAGAUAGGUUCUUUAACUGGUCUUCUAUUUGCCAUCACAAGUCUUAUCUCGUCACUUAUAAUUUCCAUUCUCCUUUGCUCAAAAACCGAAUCUGAGACCGAAAAACCCGCCAGGAACCAACGCUUCGCGGAGACAACAAGAAUGUGGCGUUUUGGUCACAUAUUCUUUGCUGCUGCAAUGCUCAGCACGACAAUGAUAAGAAACUGGGUCCAAGCCACUAUCCUAGUGGCUCUUGUUGGGAUCCCGUGGUCGAUAUCCUCAAUUGCACCAUACAGCCUGAUCGGAACUGAGCUUGCAGCAAGGAGGAAUUUCGAAGCCCAAGAGGACCCGGAAAGCUUGCAUCGUCUCCGUGAACAACAGGCCGGGACAAUCAUGAGCAUCCACAAUGUUGCAAUUUCUGCACCCCAAAUAAUUGCGGCCGCUAUAAGUAGCGGCGUGUUUUGGCUGUGUUAUCUGCUAGGUGUUGAGGAUAGUACGGUAUGGGUGCUGAGAUUGGGCGGCUGUGCUGCACUGGGGGCUGCAUUCAUGUUAUAA